Molecule: messenger RNA, 1265 nt
Organism: Dipodomys spectabilis (banner-tailed kangaroo rat)
Lineage: Eukaryota; Metazoa; Chordata; Mammalia; Rodentia; Heteromyidae
Gene: Meaf6
Product: MYST/Esa1 associated factor 6
Exons: 7
Coding region: 80-655 (191 amino acids)
Cellular component (GO): NuA4 histone acetyltransferase complex
Source: RefSeq, a predicted model, not a curated record
UGUGGUGGGCGGUACCGGAGACGCUCUGGGCCUGCCUCCCGCCGUGCUUCGCCCGUGGCCGCCUUCGCCUCAACCCAACAUGGCGAUGCAUAACAAGGCGGCACCUCCGCAGAUCCCAGACACUCGGCGAGAGCUGGCGGAGCUGGUGAAACGGAAGCAAGAGUUGGCGGAAACACUUGCAAACUUGGAGAGGCAGAUCUAUGCUUUUGAAGGAAGCUAUCUGGAAGACACUCAGAUGUAUGGCAAUAUUAUUCGCGGCUGGGAUCGUUAUCUAACUAACCAAAAAAACUCCAAUAGCAAAAACGAUAGGAGGAACCGGAAGUUUAAGGAAGCUGAGAGACUCUUCAGUAAAUCCUCAGUUACUUCAGCAGCUGCAGUAAGUGCAUUGGCAGGAGUUCAGGACCAGCUCAUUGAAAAAAGGGAGCCAGGAAGUGGGACAGAAAGUGAUACCUCUCCAGACUUCCACAAUCAGGAAAAUGAGCCCACCCAAGAGGACCCUGAGGAUCUGGAUGGAUCUGUGCAGGGGGUGAAGCCUCAGAAGGCAGCUUCUUCGACGUCCUCAGGGAGUCACCACAGCAGCCACAAAAAACGGAAGAAUAAAAACCGGCACAGGAUUGAUCUGAAGUUAAACAAAAAGCCACGAGCUGACUAUUAGAAGACUGUUUAGUGCAGAAGUAUCCAGGCUGUAGAGUCCUGCCUCCCGUCUCCAGUCUCACGGAGAUAAACGUCCCUCACUUGAGUGCGUGGCCGCCCACCUCUGCUCUCCCAGACCCAGUGCCUGUGACUCUUGAGUACUUUGUUCUAAAUGUGGUGAAAGUCUUUUCAGCAAGAUACUGGAUCAUUUGCUCUGUGUCAUUUUUAGUAGCAAAAUUGCAGGAAGAUCAUUCCAUGGUUCUAAUCCCAACAAGUGGCUUAACUGUGCAUUUCUCCCUUAGACCGUCUCCCCUCAAACUGGCUGGCACCAGCUACACCUAUAAUCCCACCAGAAAGUUCUCUCUGGUUUUGUUUUAUGCUAAAAGUAGAACACACUUCACCUUUUAGAUGGAGGCUGUAAAUAUCUGGCAUUCUCUUUUUCUGUUGUGUGUUUUAUUGUUUUUCUAUUGUUGUUUUUACCAUCUUAUUUUCUUUUGGGACUUUUUGUAAUGACUUUGUGCAGCUCAUACCUUCAUGAUGACACUUCUGAUCAUCUGUUUCAUAUGGCUGUCACUAUUCUUAUCUGAAAAUAAUGUAGUUUACCAUAAGUAAAGUGGCAACUUGGCUCUUUG